GUAUGUAGUUAUGCAUGUAUUCGUCGGUGUGUUUGUGUAUGUAGGCCUAUAAAUGUCUGUGUUUAUGUAGGCAAUGUACGUAAAUAUGUAAGCCUUUGUAUGUCAACUGAAUUUUAAACAUAUUUCGUCUUAGGAAGUGACAUUACACAGACAUAAACCUUGGCCCAACUCAAUACUGAAGUACCGUCAGACUAUCAAUAGAUCUAGAUCUACCAAAGUAAAUCGGGUAUUUAGGUUGACUCGAAAAACCUUAAUGAAAGGACCAGGAAGUUUAAAUCUGCUGUGAAUGUACAAUGCCCCAGCUCUGUGUAGACUUUCUAGUACUUAAGACAGUGAAAGAGAAAAGUAUUUCAUAAUUCUGGAAUAUAUGUCAAGACAAAAAGAUAUAUGUUCAUGGAGUAUUUGCUUUGUUACAAUGUAACAUUUUGUCAGAGUAAACAUUAGCAUUGACAAAGCAUAUUUCACAUAAAGUUGGACACUUUCACCUUUUACGUUUUUAAACUGAAAUCUACAUUUAACAGAGAGAUUCCCAAGACAUGACGAACAAAUAUUGCUACUCAACAGUUUCCUAUCUUGUCGUGUAGCCAGUAGAUAAAAUACAGUUCAUUCAUGGCCAGAACAUCGUUAAGUCUAAUCCUGUUGUUAUCAUCAUAUUCCCUUGCAGAAGUCACUCUAGACACUAAAUGUUACUCUGAAGCCAGAAAAUCAUCGACCAACAGAUUUUACUACAGACCCGGCUCUCAGAUAAGUUGUCUCUGUACAUCAAACAAUGGCACCACUGUGCAAUGGGUGACAGAACACGGUCAAGUCUUAUCGAAUGGGACAUUAAACAUCACAGUUGCUUCUAAUGUGACACGGUACAUCUGUCAAGAAAUAAACAAAAUUGAAAACAACGUGACGUUUACUGUACAUGUACUAUAUGUCCCCACAGAAGCCACCUUGACUUUCAAUGCUACAAGCAAUGUUUGUAGUUCUAGUGCAGUCCUCGUUCAAUGUGAGACUCCCUACGUGGACUAUCAACAGUCUCCAAUGAUCUCAUUCUUUGAUAUCAGCUCAGCAGAUAGGGUCAAUCUAACAAAUGCAACUCCAGUGAACACAAGGAAUGGCAAAUGGAGUUCUACCAGUGUCUACAUUACAGCAAGUGGAGGCCAGAGGACAAUACUAUGUCGAGUCAGUGAUAGUGAAUUUAAUGACUUAUAUACUGACACUCAAGACGUAAUUAAUGUUCAAGAGGCCUCCAAAGUUUAUCCUAUUAUUACAAUAGGAGCAAAUAACUAUCAAAAUGGAGAGACUUUGGAUGUUCAAGACAGCUCACAAUUUUCUCCCAAGUGUCAAGUCAGUUCUGUAUCUUCAGGAUACUUUCGUCUAGAACUGACUUGCGAUUCCUCCAACAGUACAAAUAUUUUCUCUUCAAAUAAUGACUAUGGUACCAGUGUUUACCUAGCUACUGUGUCUGUCACCAAGUAUAUGAUUGGAAAAAAGUGUUUAUGUAAAGCAACCCAUUCUUCAGGAUGUUACACCCUGACCACAGCUGUCAAUAUCAAUGUUCUAUAUGCUCCAGAGAUCAAUUAUUUAAAGGUGAAUGGUAACACUACAUCAGUGACUGUAAAUCGUGGAGAUGCACUGAACUUUAUUUGUAAUGCUACAGGAAAUCCAUUACCAUCAUUGUACAUGACCCAUGAGAUACCAACAUCAGUUCCCUUCCAGACUGUCCAGUCGUAUACUCUGGACUUCACACAGCAAGCUGGCUGCAGUGAUACGGAUUUGUUUUACUGUGUGGCCAAGAACACCAUCAACACUGGAACACAAACAUCCAAACAGAGAUCCGUGCAGGUGUAUGUCAGGUGUCCACCAAAUGUAACAUCAGAAACUAACAGUUACGCCAUUACUCUGGGUGCCACAUCAGAGUUCCGGAUCCCAAUAGCCGCCUAUCCUGAUCCUUUCAAGUUUGUCUUGUAUACAACUGGUGUUAAGUUUCAUAAGGAAGUAGACCUGAAGAGAUACAACUUAACGUAUGUGUCUACCAAUCCUUCGCAAGGAAAAGGAAACAUCGUUAUACAUCUGUACACAACCACCAGUGCAGAUUUAGUGGAUUAUAUACUGGAUAUAAAUAAUGGAGUAGACAGCAAUGGUAUCAGCUAUAGCUUUAAACUUACAGAGACAGAAGAUGGAUUGUCUAUUGGUGCUAAGAUAGGUAUUGGUGUAGGAGUCGCUGGUGCUGUUGUUAUAAUCAUCAUAAUUGUCGUUGUUUUGUGUGGAAGAAACAAAAUCAAACGCUCACUAAAAGAAAAAUCAAAAGAAAAAAAUCCAUACGAUAUGACAUAUCAAUACGUUGGACCAUAUAAUGGAGGCUAUAUGCAACCUAAAGACAACCAACCAGACGAAGGCUAUGUUGAUGUAGAAGAACAAUACGACACCAUUCCCGCUGAUUACGAAGGACCGGUGGUCGUCAGUUGUUUAGCCAAACCUGAUGACAUGGCUAGUGCAGAAUCUGGUGUCCUGAGUUCUAGAAUCAGUAACCCCAACUACAUCGAGAACUUUUCAGGUGCCAGAGACUUUCCUUAUGGAGGUUCUGCUUACUCACAGGCGACUGAAGUCAGUUAUCCCAGUACGUCCAUAUAUUCAAUCAAUACAAAUUCCAACAUGAUUUCAAAUGUGGAAACGAUUCAGGCAGCAGGCUGAAUUUUUAACACAAUCUGCAAAUAUUCAAAGAUUUAGUUAGUGAGAGUAAUGGCUUAUAUAUUUAGACAUAGUAUGCCAUACAUAAUGUUAUUUUAAUACAUCAACUUAUAUUUCUUUUGUCCUUUACUAUUUGGUACAUCGAACUGCGAAUGAAUUCUACAAACAGAUAAACUCUGUAAAUCUUCUUACCAGCUGUUCCUUUCAUAAUUGUACGGUGCAACCAAUUCAUUUGCUUGUGGGCGCAUAUUCCUCUCGAAAAGCUUUAGCUAUCAGGAGUCAAGUUAAAAUUCAAUCUCUUUUUUUUUUAUAAGGUCAUUAGUAAUUUAGUAAUCUCCUGUAUUCAAAAAUAAAAUGUUACUGACCUAUGUUACAUUCUAAAUAUUCUAGCAGAAGAUUUAUAACCUUAAGCAUGUUUUCAGAAGGAGAAUAAAUCCCAAACACAAUAAGCAAAAUAAAAAAAAUAUUUAAAAAAAAAAGGAUAUCUUGGAGAAAGAACCUCAAAAUCACUGCCAUAUAUCUCAAUACAGCAGGAAAUUUUUUUUUUUUUCAAAAUAAAACAAAAUUAAUUAAUUACCACUAAUUGAUUAUCUAAGUGUUGUUGUUUUUUCUGACCCGUGUAUUGUCAUGGGCUAUGAAUAAUUAUGCAAUAUUUCAACUUUAUCCGAGAGUGCAAAGUGAGAAAAAAAUGUGUACAAAGCAUAGUAAGGGAAAUUACUCCACAUCUCUCAAUAAGUAGCAUUUAUUUCCCUUUUUGAUUAAAAAAUAAUAAUUAGCUACCAAUAAUUAAUUAACUUGUUGGUUAAUUUAUUUUAUUGAUUCAUGUUUUGUUAGAUAAAAGAGAUAAUUUUGUUUUGUGAUAAUAGCUUCAAAAGGAAGGAUGUACUAAUAUUAUAUGAUAUUACGUCAUUGUUUGUUGUUUAUGCUUUAUGCGAAAGCAAAGAAUCGGACGGAAAUAAAAGUUAGUUAUAUAUGUCUACCUUGAUAAAGACAGUCUCGUUAUUAUCAUUAUUAAUUAGUAACGUCUACAGUAAUUUAUUAUUAAUCUGUGACAACAGAACAGUUUAGUUUCAAAUUGUUCCGAGAAUUGGUGUUGGAGAAAUAACGUGUACAAGAAUUGUACCAGACAGGUAGACAGAUCGAGUUGAUAUACGCUUUGUAAAAUAGCAUUUUUUUAAACAGGUGUCUAGGAACUAUCCCGUGUAGUACUACACAGAAAAUAAAAAUAUGUUUUGAUUUAGAAUUGAAGCUGACCCUUUUGUUUAUAAUUCCAUACGGUUGAUUGCACUACUUGUAGUUUAUUGUCAAGGACCUGCAUAGUUUCAAUAUGGUAAUUUCUGCUGAUUUUGAAUUAAUGAAGCCUUUUUUUUUGUCUAAAAGGUUUCAACUUUUAGAAUAAUUUGUUGUAACCUUUUUAAUUAAAAAAAAACAAGACUAAUUAUAAAACAUAUUUUAUCCCCAGUUACUACAUAAAAAAUACUUCUAAACAAUAUCAGAAUGUCUUUAUUUAAGAAUUCUUUAUCUUAUCUUGUUCUGGUUAAAAAUGUUUGACUUUGACAUGAAUAUGUUAAUAUGUUAAGUAAAGAUGUGGAAAAAAAAAGGUGUAGGCCUACUUUAAUAAGGCAUGUCCCAAGUGAUAAAGUUAGAUAACUGACAUCGUCUAAUACUUGAGCUUUUUUUUUGGGGGGGGGGGGAUUUGUAAGGAGUUCACAAGAAUUAAGAUUUGUCUUCAAUCCCUAGAUCUCUUUAUUCCUGUGUCAAACAAUAAAACUAACAUGGUCUAGCAGCAUGCGUCGUUUAGUUGAUAGUGUCGUGGACACAGACAUACAGAGACCCAUACAGACAUAUAGAGAGCCACACCGACAUACCUAGACCCACGCAGACAUACAUAGACCCACACGACAUAUAUAGACUCAUACAGACAUACAUAGACUCCUACAGACAUACAUAGACUCAUAAAACCAGUUGGCUGUGUUUCUUGCCCCUUGGAUCCCCAGUGACACACAAUCUGUAGAUGAACUAUUUGAUCAUUCUGUCAAUCUUGUGGGGUUGUCUGCACUUAGUUUUCACUUCUCUUACUUUGUAUUUCCAAAUGUGAGCCUCAACACAGACCUCAACUUGACGUGCUGCUGUAUACAGACUCAUUGUGACUCAUCCUGUAUAUAUUUUGUAACUUAUGUAUUUUUACUCUGUUAGAAGUAAACAUUUUUAGCAUACUAGA
Messenger RNA from Biomphalaria glabrata, 4900 nucleotides. RefSeq lists its product as uncharacterized. The transcript has 11 exons. Bases 610 to 2682 code for a protein of 690 amino acids. NCBI's taxonomy places the organism in Eukaryota, Metazoa, Mollusca, Gastropoda, Planorbidae. The record is from RefSeq and is a predicted model, not a curated record.